CAACACACACACACAGACACACAUACACUCAGGUGACGUCAGGCAGCCAUUACACGACUCGUUGCUGGAACCUUCCCGUCUCCAGCCUGUGCUUCAAUCGAGCUGUGUCACUUUGCGGUAUAUAGUGGUUGGGUGGACGGCCCGGCAUUACUUGAGUAGCCAGUGACGAGAAGCGAGGAGCGUGGACUGAGCUGAGGAGUGUUUGGUUCGUCUUUUUACUUCAGUUGUGGAACAGCAACACAGCACCAUGCCAGAGGAGGCCAGCAUGAGCUUCAAGGUGUAUCUGGACCUGGGUGGUGGCAAGCAAGAGGUGCGAAGGUUUGGCCUGCCGGAGACUGUGGCCACCAACUACAAUGUCUUGCGGGAGAAGAUCUGCAGCAUCUUUGGUCUCUCUAACCAGGAUGCCCUUCUCUCCUGGAAGGAUGCUGAAGGUGACUCAAUCACCAUAUCCUCCGAUGAUGAGUUGAUGGAAGCCGUGGCAGACAGUGUCAGCAAGUCAAGUGUUCAGUUGGUGCGCAUUAACGUGACUGAAGGCAACAGUCGCUCCCAGCUACCCCCCACCAGCCCCAGUGGUCCUCAGGGUAACCAGCAGGGUGAAGUGCACCCUGGAGUGACCUGUGACAGCUGCAAUGGGAGGGUUCAGGGCUUCCGCUACAAGUGUGUUACCUGCCCUGACUUUGACCUGUGUGGUGCUUGUGAGACCAAGGGCCAGCACAAGGAGCACAGAAUGAUGCGCUUUCCUAAACCACAAGAUGCAGGAGGCCCAUGGUUCUUCUGGAAGGAGAAUGAGGAUGGACCAGGCCACUACUCAACUCACUUUGGGAUGCAUGGCAAGGGUGGAGGUGGAAACUUCUCCUCUUCAUCAUCAUUCGGCAUUGAUGUGGAAGUUGCCGUGGAGCACAAUGGCAUCCGACAGCGAUGCAGUCUUGGAGAAAAUGUUCCCACAGGUCAACAGAGCAACACUUCUGCUGGCCCUGCCAGGGAGCCAGAGUCCUCAGCAGCAUCUGUAACAUCAGGGGGAAGUGUGCACAUGGAGGUGCAGACAGAAUGCCCCUCAGGCUCCCAGAACAAAGAUGUAGAAGGCAUGGAUGUAUCCAGCCCAGCUCCACAGGCCAGCCAGAGUGGUGGUGAGCAAAUGGAAGGUCACUCUGGUUCCCCUGAGCCUGAGGAUUGGAUGCUAGUGAAUCAGGACACCUCCAGUGAGGCUUCUGCUCCUGUGUCAGAAGCUGCACCUCAGACAGAGAAGGGAGAGAAGAAAGUGUCCUACCCAGACUUGGCUGAACUGACUCCUCAUCCUGAUCCUAAGAUACAGCGAGCCCUGGAGAACAUGUCAGCAAUGGGGUACAGCAAUGAUGGAGGCUGGCUCACCAACCUCCUGGAGAUGAAGCAGGGAGACAUCAACCAGGUGCUGGACCUCCUGCAGCCAGUCAAUAAGUAGUGUGGCAGAGAGUAUGCAACUAAUGGCUGUGUUGGGUGGUUGUGGAUGAAGUAGUUAUUGUAGGCAGAGAUCAUGUUGAAUGUGAACUGUCAUUACUUUAAGAGGAUGUAAUGGCUUAUAAAGUGCUGAUUCAGUUCUAAGGAAUGGAGGAAAUAAAGUUUAAUAUUAAUAUUUUGUUAGAGGCAUGCAUGAGGUAUUUAUUCAGAGAAAUAGGAAAUUAUGUUGAAAUAAUAUAGACCCUAGAUUUAGAAAGUGUGAAUUCAUCCAUGUAUGAUAAAGAUACUACUGCUGAAUACUUUUUGUGUAGACUUCAGAGCAUAUAAUGUAUUGAUGUUGUACAACUAUAAACCUAAAGACUACCAUAAAGAAAAACAUGCUAUUUCAGUCAUAAUUAUUGGAGAAAGUACCUCAUAUAUGAAUAUAAGCACACCCUUUUUUCCCAGCACUAUUUUAUGGCAUAUAAGACCUAGUUUCAUUUAUUCUUGUUUUGCUUUUUAAUAGGCAUAUUUUGUCAACACCAUCAUAGUGUGAACAUUUAUUAGUGUACCAGAAUAAAUAUAAAGCCUUUGGUUACACUGAUUUGCUUUUGAUAGGCUAAUGAUAUAGUCUUCUGUGUGAUGCUGAUAUCUAUUCUGACUGUGCACCAAUAUAUUAUAUUUAUAUAAACAUGCUAUACUACUAUUACUUUGCUGGUUGUUGGUUCCUGUCAUGAAUGUAGUCACUUGUAGUUACCAGGCAGUUGUAGUAAGGGGCAAACAUGACUCUACACGUUUGUUGUUGUUAGAAGUAAAAAAACAGGUUGAUCUAUGACUAACGGUUAGGGCAAACUUGAUCCAGUGUCACUGUGAGAGGGAAAACCUUAUCUUUCAAGUUAUGGUAAAAUGCCACUGUGUUCUAAGUGACCACUGACUAUUGUGUUAACUUGUAACUGUUAGUUACUAUAGAGAUCUAAUGGUGUUCCUCAUUAUAGCGCCUACAUAUUACAUUUUUUCCUUGAACUCUGCAAAUAUUUUUAAAAGGUACUGCUUGGUACACUGCAUGGUUUUAUUGUUCAGCAUAUGUUGCUUCACAUAACUGCAUUGGUGAUGAGAUGUGGCCAGUGUCAAGUGGUCUAAGUUGUAUUCAGUGGAUUUAUUUAUUUGCAGUGCCUAAUUGAGUUUCAGAAAGUUGCAGUGCUGCAUGUGGAGAUAUUCAAACAGUAACAGCAACACAGCUUGCUUUGAAAUCGAAAAGAAUUAUGUUUUUAGAUUUGUCAUGAGCUAUAUAUACCAGAAAUGAGUUGUCUUUUUAUAAUUUUUUUUAAGUGUGUUGUAGAAAGUCUCCAAAUUGAAGAAAAAUUCAACUUGAUAAGUAUGAACCAUAUUUUUUUAUAUGUGAAAGCUUACGUUUAUCGAGGAAAUUCAAUAAAUGGUAAAAGAAAA
Molecule: messenger RNA, 2859 nt
Organism: Portunus trituberculatus (swimming crab)
Lineage: Eukaryota; Metazoa; Arthropoda; Malacostraca; Decapoda; Portunidae
Product: sequestosome-1-like
Exons: 7
Coding region: 248-1438 (396 amino acids)
Biological process (GO): aggrephagy; mitophagy; endosome organization
Cellular component (GO): amphisome; aggresome
Molecular function (GO): zinc ion binding; protein kinase C binding; K63-linked polyubiquitin modification-dependent protein binding
Source: RefSeq, a predicted model, not a curated record